CAGAUGUAAACGACGACAGUGGCGUGCUUGUAAACAACAUGUUUGUUUAUUUAAUUUUUUACGGCGAAUUGUGAAUGUAAUACUCUGUAACCAAUGGAAGAUUAUGUAGAACAUUUGUGGCGUUCAGCGGACAGUCUUCCACAGACAGGAACGGAAAAUACGAAAGUUCGCUCAUAUUUAUUAUCUCUUUGCAAGGAAAUUUUAGCAAAGGAAGGUCUUGAACCACCAAGCAAAUUCUUUGGUGGAUAUGCAAUAUGUAAAUUUUGUUUAAAUCAUUGGAAAUCAGGACGAUUUACAGUUAGAAUUCUUCCUAGAGUAGUUCCUGGUAAACGAAUGAAGAAAAUAAUUCGAAAAAAGCUCUCAGAUACAAUAUCUCUGAACAAGCAUGAGCUGCGUCUCUUUGAAAGAUAUGAAAAGAGCAACACCAAUAAAUUGAUUAUCAUGUGCCUUGAAUGCCACAAGAAGACAAUAAUUUCUUCCAAGAAGCCAUUCACCAAUUUGUACAAAGCUAAAGAAUCGGAAUCAGCCCCUGAAUAUAAUGAAACACAGACACCAAGCAAGAAGAAAAAGAAAAAGAAACGUGAUCCAUUUGCUGGGCUUAAACCCUCUGUUUGCACCCCUCUUUCCACCAAAAUUAAGAACAGUCCAGUAGGAACUUCUAGUCCUGCACGGAAAAUAAAUUCGAAAAGUUCAACUGCUGGAAAUGUUUCUGUGAGACAAAAGAGUACUCCUCUUAGUACCAAGACUGGUUACAAGAGUAGAAUAAAGAACACAAAUACUCUGCAAAAACUUCUAGCAAAUAGCUCUAAAAAGCAAAAAGUGUCUUCACUGAAAGUGUUCCUGGACUCUGUGACAUGACUGGCUGUUUUGCCUCUGUGUAUAAAAUAUAAAUAUUGAGAGUA
Messenger RNA from Schistocerca nitens (vagrant locust), 902 nucleotides. RefSeq lists its product as uncharacterized. The record is from RefSeq and is a predicted model, not a curated record. The coding region runs from base 94 to 858 and encodes 254 amino acids. The transcript is spliced from 3 exons. NCBI's taxonomy places the organism in Eukaryota, Metazoa, Arthropoda, Insecta, Orthoptera, Acrididae.